This is a messenger RNA of Carassius carassius (crucian carp), 2026 nucleotides long. RefSeq names its product gastrula zinc finger protein XlCGF57.1-like. The coding region runs from base 380 to 1939 and encodes 519 amino acids. Gene Ontology annotation, molecular function: RNA polymerase II cis-regulatory region sequence-specific DNA binding; DNA-binding transcription factor activity, RNA polymerase II-specific. NCBI's taxonomy places the organism in Eukaryota, Metazoa, Chordata, Actinopteri, Cypriniformes, Cyprinidae. The record is from RefSeq and is a predicted model, not a curated record. Gene Ontology annotation, biological process: regulation of transcription by RNA polymerase II. The transcript has 3 exons.
GUGAGCCAGACGUGUGAAAAGCGCUCUGCAGUUCUCAAAAGAUUUUAUAUUUCAACUUAAAACUAUUCACAUAGUUUUAUUCGAAGCUCCGCUGUCAUUGUGUACAGACGUGAUUUCUCAACCACCCUGAAAAAGCAGAUUUGCUAUUCCUGCCACACUGCUUGAAGCUCCUCCCACAACAACUCACCUUCACUGAAGCUCCUCCCACAACAACUCACCUUCACUGAAGCUCCUCCCACAGCAACUCACCUUCACUGAAGCUCCUCCCACAACAACUCACCUUCACUGAAGCUCCUCCCACAGCAACUCACCUUCACUGAAGCUCCUCCCACAACAACUCACCUUCACUGAAGCUCCUCCCACAACAACUCUGCAAUAAAUGCUAGGAUAUUCCCAUCAGCCUAGAAGUGGAGCAGAGCUGAACAUUGAGAACAUGAGUGAUCCAGAAUCCUGCAGAUUGGAAAACGCGGAGACUGAAGAACAAAGAGACUUAAUGGAACAGAUCGAGGAGAGUGAAGAACUGAGUGAAGGAGAGGAGAAAAAUCAACAUGUCAAAACUGGAGAAAAGUCUGUUAGAAGAGCAAAAAGUUUUUGCCCUCGGACUGGAAAGAGAUUCCCAAACAAAAAAAGUCACAUGAGGGUUAAUGGUGGAGAGAAGAUGCACACGUGUGAUCAAUGCGGGAAGAGUUUCACACAAAAAAGUAGCCUUAAAGAGCACAUGAAAAUCCACACUGGAGAGAAAACGCACACAUGUGAUCAGUGUGGAAAGAGUUUCACACAAAAAGAUAACCUUAAGAACCACAUAAAAAUCCACACUGGAGAGAAAUCACACACAUGUGACCAGUGCGGGAUGAGUUUUGCACAUAAAGGAAACCUGAAGAAACACAUGAGGAUCCACACUGGAGAGAAGCCACACACAUGUGACCAGUGCGGGAUGAGUUUUUCACGAAAAGGAAACCUGAAGAAACACAUGAAAAUCCACACUGGAGAGAAGCCACACACAUGUGACCAGUGCGGGAACAGUUUCACACGAAAAGAACACCUUAAGCUACACAUGAGAAUCCACACUGGAGAGAAGCCACACACGUGUGAUCAAUGUGGACAGAGUUUUGUACAAAAAGGAGCCCUUACUGUUCACAUGAAGAUCCACACUGGAGCGAAGCCGUACCCAUGUGAUCAGUGCGGGAAGAGUUUCAGAGAUGCGGACACUCUUAAAUUACAUCUGCGUUCGCAUUCUGGAGAAAGGCCAUUUUACUGUGAUCAGUGCAGGAAAACAUUUACAUCAGCUUCAGGCCUAAGUGUCCACCUGAAAAUUCAUAUAAAAGAAAAGCCUCACAUGUGUUCUUUGUGUGGAAAGCAUUUUAGUUUGCUGAGUGUCUUAAAAGAACACCAGAAAAGACACAAUGGUGUGAAGGAUCACAUGUGCUUUGAUUGUGGGAAGAGCUUUUUUACUGCCGGUGACCUGAAAAAGCACCAGCCAGUUCACACUAGAGGAAGGCCUUACAAGUGUUCACACUGUGACCAGAGAUUUGAUUGGCCAGGAUAUCUGAAAAUACAUGAGAGGAUCCACACUGGAGAAAAGCCGCACACAUGUGAUCAGUGCGGGAAGAGUUUUGCACAAAAAUCAAACCUUAAGAUUCACAUGAGGAUCCACACUGGAGAGAAGCCGUACUCCUGUUAUCAGUGUGAGAAGAGUUUUACAUUCAGCGUAAACCUUAAGACACACAUGAGGAGCCACACUGGAGAGAAACCGCACACAUGUGAUCAGUGUGGAAAGAGCUUUGCCCAAAAAGUAAACCUGAAGACACAUAUGAUGAUCCACAGCGGAGAGAAACCGCACACAUGUGAUCAAUGUGGGAAGAGUUUUGUAAAAAAAGACCACCUUAAGGGACACAUGAAAAUCCACAACAGAGUCAAGCCACAUGUUUCACACUCUUAAGUUACAUCUGCAUUCUCACUGUGGACAACAUCCCUUUAUCUGUGGUCAAUACAGUAUAAGAACGAGCAUUAUACCUGAAGAAACGUG